Cylicocyclus nassatus is the source of this 607-nucleotide messenger RNA. The record is from the annotation of a GenBank genome assembly. NCBI's taxonomy places the organism in Eukaryota, Metazoa, Nematoda, Chromadorea, Rhabditida, Strongylidae.
AUGUGGAACUCUGGGGUGUAUGGCGUUUCGCACGCUGGGCUACUGUCCUCUCGACUUUCGUUGCAGGACCAAGCUGUGAGCUCAGGCAACGCGGACGAGUUGUGCCCCCAACUGAACGGCGUCGACAAUUUCUCGUACGAGUCUCUACGCGCAACGAAAUCGUUGAUUAGUGGCAGAACUAUUGACGUCACUAUUGGAGGAAGGCGCUGUAUGUAAUGACGCAAUGUCCUACGAGUCAACUCAGCUGUUGUUUGCUGUGGUUCCUUCCAUGUUUCACUAGCAGCUAGAGGUCAGAAGUAGGAAUACAGCUAUUCGUCGUUUGUCCAAUCGAUAACUCAGUUUUGAGGCGAAUGUCACAACGCUUCAUCUUUGCUCAUCAUCUUCGUCAUGAUACGCGUGAUUGCUUGUAAUAUGUAAAUAGAUAUUCUCUGUUCAACACUCCUCAUUCUUGUCAGAGUCACAAAUGGUCCUUAUGUUUAUGCACAUCGAAUCUUUCGCCAAUUUGCACUUUUUUAUCAGUCAUGUUUGGUUGUUGCCAGCUCGAUCAACCCGAACAGCUCUUUUUUGUACAUAGUGUAUGAUUUUUCUUUUUUAGAAAAUAAAGUUU